This is a messenger RNA of Acanthisitta chloris (rifleman), 2023 nucleotides long. RefSeq names its product guanine nucleotide binding protein-like 2 (nucleolar) (gene GNL2). Gene Ontology annotation, cellular component: nucleolus. The annotation marks the transcript as partial. Gene Ontology annotation, molecular function: GTP binding. The transcript is spliced from 14 exons. The record is from RefSeq and is a predicted model, not a curated record. NCBI's taxonomy places the organism in Eukaryota, Metazoa, Chordata, Aves, Passeriformes, Acanthisittidae.
GAACAAACAUGGCAAGGUGAUCAAACCACUGCAGUAUCAGUCCACGGUGGCUCCAGGCACCGUCGCCAGAGUGGAGCCAAACAUCAAGUGGUUUGGAAACACUCGUGUGAUCAAGCAGUCAUCCCUGCAGAAGUUCCAGGAGGAGAUGGAGACUGUGAUGAAGGAUCCUUACCGGGUGGUCAUGAAGCAGAGGAAGUUGCCCAUGUCCCUGUUCUACGACCGCAUCAAACCACACACCUCCAGAGUGCACAUCCUUGACACAGAAACGUUCGAAACAACAUUUGGCCCCAAGUCACAGAGGAAGAAACCAACCCUGUCUGCGAGUGACGUGCAGGCCCUGGUGGAGAAUGCUGAGGCCUCCUCAGAGUCCUACGACCAGGGCAAGGACCGAGACCUGGUGACAGAGGACACUGGUGUCAGGGAUGAAGCACAAGAGGAGAUCUAUAAGAAAGGACAGUCCAGAAGAAUCUGGGGUGAGCUUUAUAAGGUGAUAGACUCCUCAGAUGUUGUUGUUCAAGUUCUGGAUGCCAGGGAUCCCAUGGGCACUCGCUCCCCUCAUGUGGAAUCUUACCUUAAGAAGGAGAAACACUGGAAGCACCUCAUUUUUGUCCUGAACAAAUGUGAUCUCGUCCCUACCUGGGCCACAAAGCGUUGGGUCGCCAUCCUUUCCCAGGAGUAUCCAACACUGGCUUUCCAUGCCAGCCUGACAAACCCUUUUGGCAAAGGUGCCUUCAUACAGCUUCUCAGGCAGUUUGGAAAGCUACACUCUGACAAGAAGCAGAUCAGUGUGGGGUUCAUUGGCUACCCCAACGUUGGCAAGAGCUCGGUGAUCAACACCCUGCGGUCAAAGAAGGUCUGCAGCGUGGCCCCCAUCGCAGGGGAGACGAAGGUGUGGCAGUACAUCACCUUGAUGCGGCGGAUCUUCCUCAUCGACUGCCCGGGGGUGGUGUACCCGUCGGGAGACACAGAGACAGACAUCGUGCUGAAGGGAGUGGUUCAAGUCGAGAAGAUUAAGAGCCCUGAGGAUCAUAUUGGUGCCGUGCUGGAAAGAGCCAAAGCAGAGUACAUCAGGAAGACCUACAAAAUAGAUUCCUGGAAGGAUACAGAAGAGUUCCUUGAGAAACUUGCUGCUAGGACUGGAAAGCUGCUAAAGGGUGGUGAGCCUGACUUGCAGACUGUGAGCAAGAUGGUUCUCAAUGACUGGCAGAGGGGCAGGAUCCCAUUCUUUGUGAAACCCCCAAAUGCAGAACCAGCUCAAACAGGUCCCCAGCCUCCUGUGCUGGAAGCAGCUGUGACACCCAGCCAAGAAGACACCCAGGAGAAGGUGUCCGAGGUGGUGGCACCAGGGGCAGAGCCAGUGGAGGACAGGGAGGACACCGAGGUCAGGCAGCUCAUGGCCCACGUCCGGCAGAACUUCGGCAGGAUCAACGUGGCACCUCAGUUCUCCGAGGAAGACCUGGUGCCUGUGGAUGUGCCAGGCUUUGACGAGACAGACAGUGAGUCCUCUGGAGAGCAGGGGGAGGAGGAGGAGGAGGAAGAGGAGAAGGAGCAACCUCAGGAUCCAGGAGAGGAGGAGUCGCAGGUGGCUGCACCAGGUGCCAGGGAGAGCUCUAAAACUGUUCUUAAGGCUUUGGAGGACAAGAUUGCAAAAUACAAAAAAUUUCUGGAUAAAGCCAAAGCCAAGAGAUUCUCAGCAAUAAGAAUCCCUAAGGCACUGAGUGACAAAAUUUUUGCAAAGUCCGUGCAGAAGGCUGAAGAACACAAAGAAGCUGAAGACAGAGGCAACACAGAGAAGAAAAGAAAGAGGAAAGCAGAAGAGGAAGAUGGUGAUGAAUUGGAUAAACAGCCUUGCAAGAAACUCACAUCCAAAGAGAGGAACCGAGCCGAGAGGCAGCAGCGCUCCAAGAAAGUUGGAGUGCACUAUUAUGAAACUCACAACGUGAAAAAUAAGAACAAGAACAAGAAGAAAACUGGCUUGGAGGAACAAAGAUCAAAGCACAAAAAAUACAAACAUAAGCAAUAG